GAGACUUCUGGGAAGCAAGAACUUCUCAUCCUCAGCAAAAUAUUGACUGUAUCUUUCCAUAGCAAUGGAGAAAGAGCUGCUCAUCGGAGAUGAAAGCCACACAAGCUACGGAACUGAUCACCUCCACGCCCCAAGAGUUGCACAAGAUGCAUCUAGUGAUUCAUCUCCCUUUGAAGGAGCCUCUGCACCCCCUUAUGAGCUGUUGGACAACAGACCUAUAGAUGAAGAGGAAGAUUCUGGAAAAGAAGUCUUGUGUGGUUCAUCUGAUCAACUGCCCCAUGAAGAACAUGAGGGACUUCAUUCACAUCUAACAGAACGGAACAUCCUCUCUGUUUCUGAGUAUGACGUUAAGGAAGCCUUGCUUCGCUUUGCAGCCAGCAAGUGUUGCUAUAGGACUGCCCCGGCAAAGGGCAUGAAUCUCCAGAAACUCACUCCUCUCAACACAUAUAGAUAUCGUCUGGAGACUUUCACUGAAACUAGAGAAACGUACUCGGCCAGUGGGAUUUAUAAUGGUGGAUUUGUGGACUCUCCUGCUGUUGCACCACCACCUGCCCCAUGGGAAAUAAUGGUGGAUCCACCACCUCUGUUUACAGACUGUGAAAUGCAUCUUCCAAUACCCCACUCCUAUUCAGUAGAGAACUGUCCGAACUGUAAAGGACGGGGUGCAAUUAUGUGUCAGUCUUGCAAGGGAGCUGGCAAGAAAAAAUGUUCGGCUUGUGAUGGUACAGGGACAAAUACACAAGAAGAUUACAAUGUCUGCUCAUGGUGUGCAGGCACAGGAGACAAUCGUUGCUCCAGUUGUCGUAGCAAUGGGUGGUUGAAGUGUCGCCGUUGCAUCGGGAGUGGCAUAUUGCUCUUUCAUACUGAACUUACAAUCACUUGGAAGAACAAUGUUUUAGAACGCAUAGCAGACAUAGAUUCUGGACUUCCGAAUCACCAUUUUAAGGAUGUGGCUGGGAAAGAAAUACUUAGUGAUGAACAUUUCUCGGUAUAUCCUAUUGUUGAUUUUCCAGAGCCAUCAAUUGAUGAUUAUUCAAGAGCGUGCAUUGAGCAGCACAAAAUACAGUUUGCCUCUGGAAGUUUGCAUCGAAUCCUAAAACAGAAACAAGCAAUUGAAUUGUUGCCGGUCACAAAGGCUGAAUAUGAAUGGAAAGGGAAACUCUAUUCCUUCUAUGUUUUUGGAAACGAGAAUCAAGUAUAUACUAAAGACUACCCAGGAAAGUGCUGCUGCUCUCUCAUGUAACCCAGGGCAGUCUCUGUGAUGUUCAGCUACCAAGCCACACAACUGCUCCCCAGUAUUUCUUCUCCACAGCAUCUCACAGGAUUUCUCCAUGCUCAAUGACUUUGUUCUCAGGAUGAUAUUAUUUAGGGACCCAUCCAUAAGUAUACGUGGUUGGCGUUGUUCCUGGGUGCUAUUCCUGCAGAUCAGACAUUUGUCUCUAACACACAGCUGCAUCAGCCGAGCUUUUGGACUAGGGACGUAAUGGAAACCAGUUGCCAUAAUGCACCUUGAGUCCCUGUGCUACCACAUUAUAGCGCAGAAGAUUUCAUUCAAAGAUUUGGGUUUGGUUUUCUCUGGUCAUGCAACAGGAGACAUCACGGUGAUUAUCCUAUAAGUUCCUUAAGGAAGUGUCAUCUACUCAGAAUGGGAUUAAUUUAUCCCAGGUUGGACAUCGUCUUUUACAAGCCUCUGUGAUUUACAUUCCUCUUUGGGCAAAGUUCAAAAGUCUUCUAUCUCAAAUGCAGGGCCUUCCUAAGUAGGGAAGUUAAUGGGGGAGGGAGGAUUG
Molecule: messenger RNA, 1787 nt
Organism: Elgaria multicarinata webbii
Lineage: Eukaryota; Metazoa; Chordata; Lepidosauria; Squamata; Anguidae
Product: protein SSUH2 homolog
Exons: 13
Coding region: 65-1243 (392 amino acids)
Source: RefSeq, a predicted model, not a curated record